AUGCGCAAGCGUCCGACCGCAGCAGCCGCCGCCGUCUCCUCCAUCGACCGGGAAGCCGUGUCUCUCAAGAAGAAGAAGCGCGAUGGAAGGGGCAUCUCAAGGGCCAACCUGGCGUUCUGGGGCCUCGUGGUGCUGUUGGCCGCCAUUCUUCUGCGGUCUCCAGUGUUCACGCAUGCCCCGACCGAGGACGAAAAAGUUGCGGCCUUUAUGGACUGGUUCCACGCUGCUGGGGGCAAUACCAGCAGCAAAAUUAAGAUCCAAACAUUCCCCGGAAUGGGGAGAGGUGUUGUGGCUUUGGAGUCUGUGGAGGAGGAGGACGAGCUGCUUUUCGUACCGAAGAGCAUCAUCAUGUACGUGUUGCUGAAGAUUGCCCAAUGGCGGGUUUUGGCUCAUCUUUCUUGUUGUUAA
Phytophthora sojae is the source of this 408-nucleotide messenger RNA. RefSeq lists its product as hypothetical. The transcript has 2 exons. The record is from RefSeq and is a predicted model, not a curated record. The coding region runs from base 1 to 408 and encodes 135 amino acids. Lineage: Eukaryota; Oomycota; Peronosporomycetes; Peronosporales; Peronosporaceae.